Sapajus apella (tufted capuchin) is the source of this 2965-nucleotide messenger RNA. RefSeq names its product MYCN proto-oncogene, bHLH transcription factor (gene MYCN). Gene Ontology annotation, molecular function: protein dimerization activity; DNA-binding transcription factor activity, RNA polymerase II-specific; RNA polymerase II cis-regulatory region sequence-specific DNA binding. NCBI's taxonomy places the organism in Eukaryota, Metazoa, Chordata, Mammalia, Primates, Cebidae. Gene Ontology annotation, biological process: regulation of transcription by RNA polymerase II. The transcript has 3 exons. The record is from RefSeq and is a predicted model, not a curated record. The coding region runs from base 647 to 2044 and encodes 465 amino acids.
AUAAUAUCCCCCGAGCUUCAAAGCGCAGGCAGUGACAGUCAUCUGUCUGGACGCGCUGGGUGGAUGCGGGGGGCUCCUGGGAACUGUGUUGGAGCCGAGCAAGCGCUAGCCAGGCGCAAGCGCGCACAGACUGUAGCCACCCGAGGACACCCCCGCCCCCCCGGCCCACCCGGAGACACCCGCGCAGAAUCGCCUCCGGAUCCCCUGCAGUAGGCGGGAGGUAAGAAGCAGGGCUUGCAAACCGCCCGGCGCCCAGGGAGCGACGAGCGCUGGGGCAAGGCAAGCCCUGGACGGGAUCGCGACGUGCGCACCGGGCGCCCGAAUAUGCCCGGGGGACUGUUUCUGCUUCCGAAACAAAACCAUCUCUGGGUUUCCCCAGAAAAGCCAGUUCCAGCCCGGAAGGCAUCCUGGUUAGAGGAGACCCGCCCUAAUCCUUUUGCAGCCCUUACCGGGGGGAGUAAUGGCUUCUGCGAAAAGAAAUUCCCCCUGCUCUAGAAGAUCUGUCUGUGUUUGAGCUGUCGGAGAGCCGUGUUGGAGGUCGGCGCCGGCCCCCGCCUUCCGCGCCCCCCACGGGAAGGAAGCACCCCCGGUAUUAAAACGAGCGGGGCGGAAAGAAGCUCUCAGUCGCCGGCCGGGAGGCGAGCCGAUGCCGAGCUGCUCCGCGUCCACCAUGCCGGGUAUGAUCUGCAAGAACCCAGACCUCGAGUUUGACUCGCUGCAGCCUUGCUUCUACCCGGACGAAGAUGACUUCUACUUCGGCGGCCCCGACUCGACCCCCCCGGGGGAGGACAUCUGGAAGAAGUUUGAGCUGCUGCCCACGCCCCCGCUGUCGCCCAGCCGUGGCUUCGCGGAGCACAGCCCCGAGCCCCCGAGCUGGGUCACGGAGAUGCUGUUCGAGAACGAGCUGUGGGGCAGCCCGGCCGAGGAGGACGCGUUCGGCCUGGGGGGCCUGGGCGGCCUCACGCCCAACCCGGUCAUCCUCCAGGACUGCAUGUGGAGCGGCUUCUCUGCCCGCGAGAAGCUGGAGCGCGCCGUGAGCGAGAAGCUGCAGCACGGCCGCGGGCCGCCGGCCGCGGGCUCCACCGCGCAGUCCCCGGGAGCGGGCGCCGCCAGCCCUGCGGGUCGCGGGCACGGCGGGGCUGCGGGAGCCGGGCGCGCCGGGGCCGCCCUGCCCGCCGAGCUCGCCCAUCCGGCCGCCGAGUGCGUGGAUCCCGCCGUGGUCUUCCCCUUCCCCGUGAACAAGCGCGAGCCGGCGCCUGUGCCCGCAGCCCCGGCCGGUGCCCCGGCGGCUGGCGCUACGGUCGCCUCGGGGGCGGGUGUCGCCGCCCCAGCAGGGGCCACGGGGGUCGCCCCUCUGCGCCCAGGCGGCCGCCAGACCAGCAGCGGCGACCACAAGGCCCUCAGCACCUCCGGAGAGGACACCCUGAGCGAUUCAGAUGAUGAAGAUGAUGAAGAGGAAGACGAAGAGGAGGAAAUUGACGUGGUCACUGUGGAGAAGCGGCGUUCCUCCUCCAACAACAGCAAGGCUGUCACCACAUUCACUAUCACCGUGCGUCCCAAGAACGCAGCCCUGGGUCCCGGGAGGGCUCAGUCCAGCGAGCUGAUCCUCAAACGAUGCCUUCCCAUCCACCAGCAGCACAACUAUGCGGCCCCGUCACCCUACGUGGAGAGUGAGGAUGCACCGCCCCAGAAGAAGAUAAAGAGUGAGGUGUCCCCACGUCCACUCAAGAGUGUCAUACCCCCAAAGGCUAAGAGCUUGAGCCCCCGAAACUCUGACUCGGAGGACAGUGAGCGUCGCAGGAACCACAACAUCCUGGAGCGCCAGCGCCGCAACGACCUCCGGUCCAGCUUUCUCACGCUCAGGGACCACGUGCCGGAGCUGGUAAAGAACGAGAAGGCUGCCAAGGUGGUCAUUUUGAAAAAGGCCACCGAGUAUGUCCACUCCCUCCAGGCCGAGGAGCACCAGCUCUUGCUGGAAAAGGAAAAAUUGCAGGCAAGACAGCAGCAGUUGCUAAAGAAAAUUGAACACGCUCGGACUUGCUAGACGCUUCUCAAAACUGGACAGUCACUGCCACUUUGCACAUUUUGAUUUUUUUUUAAAAAAAACAAACAUUGUGUUGACAUUAAGAAUGUUGGUUUACUUUCAAAUCGGUCCCCUGUUGAGUUUGGCUCUGGGUGGGGAGCAGGACCGCCGGUGUGGGGUUCUUCUGGGACCUCGGAGAGCCUGCCUCCCUGAGUGCUGGGUGGCCGUGUGGCCUCCUCCACCUCACCUCCAUGACAGUGGUAAAAGUUGGUGACAGUUGGGAGCCUCUGCGGCUGUCGAAGUCACCUUGUGUGUUCCAAGUUUCCAAACAACAGAAAGUCAUUCCUUCCUUUUAAAAUGGUGCUUAAGUUCCAGCAGAUGCCACGUAAGGGGUUUGCCAUCCGAUAGCCCUGGGGAACAUUUCUGUAAAUACCAUUGACACAUCUGCCUUUUGUAUACGUCCUGGGUAAUGAGAGGUGGCUUUUGCGGCCAGUAUUAGACUGGAAGUUCAUACCUAAGUACUGUAAUAAUACCUCAAUGUUUGAGGAGCAUGUUUUGUAUACAAAUAUAUUGUUAAUCUCUGUUAUGUACUGUACUAAUUCUUACACUGCCUGUAUACUUUAGUAUGACGCUGAUACAUAACUAAAUUUGAUACUUAUAUUUUCGUAUGAAAAUGAGUUGUGAAAGUUUUGAGUAGAUAUUACUUUAUCACUUUUUGAACUAAGAAACUUUUGUAAAGAAAUUUACUAUAUAUAUAUGCCUUUUUUCCUAGCCUGUUUCUUCCUGUUAAUGUAUUUGUUCAUGUUUGGUGCAUAGAACUGGGUAAAUGCAAAGUUCUGUGUUUAAUUUCUUCAAAAUGUAUAUAUUUAGUGCUGCAUCUUAUAGCACUUUGAAAUACCUCAUGUUUAUGAAAAUAAAUAGCAAUUAAAUGAUGCAACUCAA